This is a messenger RNA of Herpailurus yagouaroundi (jaguarundi), 933 nucleotides long. Its product is annotated as divergent protein kinase domain 1B-like. NCBI's taxonomy places the organism in Eukaryota, Metazoa, Chordata, Mammalia, Carnivora, Felidae. The transcript is spliced from 2 exons. The record is from RefSeq and is a predicted model, not a curated record. The annotation marks the transcript as partial.
GUUGGUGCCAUGGUGCGCGUGGGGUGCUGGUGCAUAAAGUAACGGUGACGUGGCUGUUACUGACCCCUGAGUGAUUCUCCUUACUCCCCGAGUGGCUUGGUUAGGAACUGAGGCCAGGUGGGAUCGGGGAGCUGCAUGGGACUCGCCUGAGAGUAAGCCUGUCCUGCCCCAGGGGCUCACUCACUGGUGGGAGACGGGACGCUUGGAGGGCAGGCACGGCUCCUAGAGGAAGGACCCAUGUAACCCAUCCAGGACCCAGAGCGUGGGGACCGCAUACUGGGAGAGCGUGGAGGGAGUCUGUCAGGACCGAGGUGCUAUCUGUGCUGGGCCCUGCAGGCAGGCUCCUGGGCCCACGGUCACCCCGUGUGCCUGGGUCCGCCCCAGGUCCCCCCCCCCCCCCCCCCGAGGCCCAGCGCUGCUCCGGCCUGUCCUCCUCCUACCCAUCAACCUCUGACCCCUGCCGCCAGCCUUCAGGGCCCUCUGGGAGCUGAAUGCCCACCCAAGGCCCCGCUCCCGCCACCUCGCGGCAUUGUGCGCCGCCGGCCGGAAGUCUUCUGACCUUGUCCUGCCACAGCGACGCCCCCCCGGCUCCCGGCCCCCCAUCCACUGUUUCUCUGCUUUCCUGUUUUUCAUUUUGAACAAAUGUGACGGAAGCAGAUGUGGUGGCAAGGACAAGGAGGGCCGAGGCCCGAGCCUUCCUGUUCUUGCCUGGUCCUUGCUGCCCCUCAGCGGCCCCUGGAGCUCCCCGGGGCCCUCCUGCCGCAGCCCCUCCCAGGGCGGGAGCCAGGGAAUCGGGAGGGCCGGCUCCCGGGCCUCCGGGUCAAGUACGUCUUCCUGCUGUGGCUGGGCAUCUUUGUGGGCAGCUGGCUGGUGUAUGUGCACUACUCGACCUACGCGGAGCUCUGCCGCGGGCACGUCUGCCAGGUGGUUAUC